AUGUUCCCUUCAUGGCUAGAGUACUCUCCAACAAAUGAUGCUGCUUAUUGUUUGCUUUGUUACUUAUCUAGUGAAAAACCAAAUGGGAAUCCUACAGCUGACGUCUUUACUAGAAAAGGAUUUAAAGCAUGGAGAAAAAUCAAUUAUGGAAAGUGUUGUGCUUUUCUUAAACAUAUUGGAGAGAGUCCUUGUUCAUCUCACAAUAAUGCAGUGAAAGCUUCUCAAGACUUGUUCAAUCAAUCUAUGAACAUCAGAUUUGCACUUAAUGAGCAAAGUUCCGAGCAAAUCCUCCAUAAUAGACUUCGUCUCAGGUGCUCUAUCGAUUCAGUUCGUUGGCUCACUUUUCAAUCUUGUGCUUUUAGAGGACAUGACGAAAAACCUACUUCAAAAAAUAGAGGUAAAUUUCUUGAAAUGGUUAAACUGUUAGCAUCAUACAAUGAUGAACUUGCUAAAGUAGUGCUAGAGAAUGCUCCAUAUAACGGAAAGUAUACAUCUCAUGCAAUUCAAAAGGAACUUUUGCAAAUCAUGUCUUGUAAAGUGAAACACUACAUUCGGGAAGAGAUUGGAGAUUCUAAAUUUUGCAUAAUUGUUGACGAAUCGCGUGAUGAAUCUCUUAGGGAGCAAAUGGCUAUUAUUUUGAGGUUUGUGGAUAAACAUGGUUGCAUACAAGAACGAUUUUUUGAGCUUGUGCAUGUAAAUGACACCAUGGCUAUCACACUUAAAAAAGAAGUUUGUGAUGUUCUUUCUAUGCAUGGUCUUCAUGUUUCAGAUAUCCGCGGGCAAGGACUACAACUUGCUUUGGUUGCUGCGUCUAGAGAAGUUUUCGCUAUUCAUGAUUUUUUUUCUCACUUGACUUUUAUUGUCAAUGUUGCAUGUUCCUCUACUAAGCGUAAUGAUGAAUUGCAAAAGGCCAUAUCAGCUGAGAUUAUUAAUUUGCUAGAGAUUGGUGAAAUUGAGAGUGGUAAAGGACAAAAUCAGAAAAGCAAUCAUAAACGAGCUGGAGAUACUCGUUGGAGCUCACAUUUUGGUUCUAUUUGUAGUAUGAUAAAUCUACAUAAUCCAACUUGUGUGGUUCUUCAAGAAAUUCGGAAGACUGGAUCAAGUUAUACUACGCGUGGGGAUGCUAAUGCUGCUCAUAAACUUUUGAAAUCAUUUGAGUUCACAUUGAUUUUGCACAUCAUGAAAGAGAUUAUGGGAAUUACAGAUCGUCUUUGUCAAGCUUUGCAACAGAAAUCCCAAGAUAUACUUAAUGCUAUGCAAUUAGUCAGCUAUACAAAAACAUUAAUUCAGAAGUUGAGAGAUGAUGACUGGGAUGAUUUGUUGAAAAAUGUAAUAUUAUUUUGUGAAAAACACGAAAUUUAUUCCCCUGAUUGUAAUGCUGUUUACAUAGAGCGUGAAGGUCGCGCUCGUCAUCAAAUGGAUCACAUCACAGUGGGUCAGCAUUUUAGAGGGAAUCUCUUUUGUGUUACAAUUGAUCAACAAUUGCAGGAAUUGAAUCACAGGUUUUGUCCGGAAACAAUGGAGCUUUUAAUUCUAAGCAAUAGUUUGGUUCCAAAGGAUGUUUACAAAGCAUUUGAUAUAGAUAAUAUAUGUGCUCUUGUACAUAAAUUUUAUCCAUUAGAUUUCAGUGAGCAAGACAAAAAAAUUUUGAGAUAUCAUCUUCAUUUCUUCCAUCUUGAUGCUGUUAGUCAUCCAGGUUUGAAUAAGUUGUCAACUAUGUCUGAAUUGUGUGAAGCUCUCAAUACGACAGGGAAGGCGGAUACACAUUACUUGGUUGAUCGUUUAAUCCGCCUUAUCUUAACUCUUCCGGUUUCUACAGCUACUACAGAAAGAUCAUUUUCAACAAUGAAGUUAAUCAAGACAAGAUUGCGUAACAAGAUGGAGGAUGAAUUUCUUGCUGACAGUAUGAUGCUUUAUAUUGAAAAAGAAAUAGCCGAUCAAUUUAGUACUGAUUCAAUUAUUGACGAGUUCAAGUCUAAAAAAGACCGAACCGUUAAAUUUUAA
This is a messenger RNA of Medicago truncatula (barrel medic), 2004 nucleotides long. RefSeq names its product zinc finger MYM-type protein 1-like. Gene Ontology annotation, molecular function: protein dimerization activity. The transcript is spliced from 2 exons. NCBI's taxonomy places the organism in Eukaryota, Viridiplantae, Streptophyta, Magnoliopsida, Fabales, Fabaceae. The record is from RefSeq and is a predicted model, not a curated record. The coding region runs from base 1 to 2004 and encodes 667 amino acids.